UUUUUACCACAACACGCCUACUCUCACAUUUUGAUCCCCUAUAGGCUAUAAAUACCCUCUUUGGGUUCCCCUCUCUCCUUCACUCACAACCUUGCGCCUCCCUUUCUCUGUCGUCUUUUCCUGCAUCCCUACUCCCAUUGCGGUUUCAAUUAUAAGAAAAACAAGUUUUAGAGCGAUUCGUUCGGUUUUCCCAUCAACCGAUUAAUCCAAAGGAAAAAAGCGUGGAUGUUUUAAUGGAGACCAAAGGUGGGAAGAAGAAGUCUAGUAGUAGUAGUGGCUCCAAACAGUACGAAGCUCCCCUUGGUUACAUUAUUGAAGACGUUCGUCCCAACGGUGGCAUCGAGAAGUUCAGAUCUGCUGCUUACUCCAACUGCUUGAGGAAGCCAUCCUGAUACGUUUCCAGAAAUGCCUCCUUCGGUAGACUAGAAUUCCAUUUCCCAAAUCCUCUCUUUUCUCCCGUUUUUCUCUAAUUUGCAUAACAAAAUCAAUAAUCUGUUGUUGUAAAACGAAACCCAGAAAAAUAGAGUCUGUUUCAUUCUCUCCUUUGUUGAUUAGUUUUCAGUGAUAUCAGAAAAAAAAUCCUAUCAAGCAAUGACCACCGACCGUCAACCACCACCACCGCCGCCUUCACCAAUCGGGUUCGAAGGCUUCGAGAAGAGGCUCGAGGUGGCAUUCUCGGAGCCACCCAUUUUCAAGGACCCAGAGGGGCUCGGUCUCCGAGCCCUGACUCGACCCCAGCUCGACUCCAUUCUCGAGCCAGCUAGCUGCACCAUCGUGUCCCAACUCGCUAACUCUGAGUUCGAUUCCUACGUUCUCUCCGAGUCCAGCCUCUUCGUCUAUCCAUUCAAAAUCGUUCUCAAGACAUGUGGGACCACCAAGCUGCUCUUGUCUGUCGCACCGAUUCUCCGACUUGCCGAGUCUCUCUCGCUCGCCGUCAACUCCGUUAAAUACUCUCGGGGAAGUUUCAUUUUUCCAAAUUACCAACCUGCCCCUCACCGGAGCUUCGGCGAAGAAGUCGCCGUGUUGAACGAGUUCUUCGGGCAUAUGCACGGUAAGGCCUUUGUGAUCAGCGAUCCCAGCGCCCCAAAUCGUAACUGGUACAUUUACUCGGCGAUUAAGGAGGGUGAGAAAUCGGUGACGGCUAAUCGGACGAACGAGAUCACUCUUGAGAUGUGCAUGACCGGCUUGGACCGCGAGAAGGCGGCCGUAUUUUUCAAGAAAUCGGACUUUGUGGCUCGUAAAAUGACCAAAUUGUCCGGGAUAUCAGAGAUCAUUCCUUCGCACGUGAUCUGUGACUUUGACUUUGACCCGUGCGGGUACUCGAUGAAUGGGAUUGACGGUCUAGCAUACUCGACGGUGCACGUGACCCCAGAGGACGGCUUCAGUUACGCGAGCUACGAGGCCUUGGGGUUCGACCCGGAGUCGAUCCGGUUCGAGCCACUAGUGAAGAGGGUGCUGAGCUGUUUCGGACCUACCGAGUUCUCCGUUGCGGUCACGUGCCGCGGAGGUUGGGUCCAUCAAUGGGCGGUAGCCGACGUGGAGGGAUACACGUGUAACAGUUUGGUGAAACAGGAGCUUCCAGGUGGGGGUACCGUAGUGUACGUGUCGUACUCGGCGAAGGCCAAGGGUGUGUGCGCACCGCGCACACCUUGCGCACCUACCAAGGCUGUCAUGCAGUGCUGGAAGGAGGCGGUGGCGGUGACGGAUGAAGAGGAGGUCAAGGCGUGUCCUUGGAUUUGGUCAGCGUAGGCCAGCCGGCCAAUUAGAGUGACCGGUUGUCAGUCUCAUCGGUCACUGACAGUCAGUUUGUUGAGUGGCGUUUUGGUGAUUAUGUUGGGUUGCUAAUGUUGGCAUUUUGGCUAUUCUAUGGUUAUUUUGUUUCGUUUCGUGUUUUUUUUUUUUUAAGGUAGUCGUGUAAUGGGUCUUUGGUCUAAGAUUUGGAAUAAAUUGAGGUUUGGGUA
Molecule: messenger RNA, 1961 nt
Organism: Juglans microcarpa x Juglans regia
Lineage: Eukaryota; Viridiplantae; Streptophyta; Magnoliopsida; Fagales; Juglandaceae
Product: S-adenosylmethionine decarboxylase proenzyme-like
Exons: 3
Coding region: 592-1749 (385 amino acids)
Biological process (GO): spermine biosynthetic process; spermidine biosynthetic process
Cellular component (GO): cytosol
Molecular function (GO): adenosylmethionine decarboxylase activity
Source: RefSeq, a predicted model, not a curated record